AUGGACUCCAAGACGUGGGGGACGCUGCUCCUGGCCGCGCUGAUGACGUCAGACUUCUGCGCCUCGAUAACCGUGGAGUGUCCGAGGAAGAGGAUUGUGGCGAUCCUGUUCCAGCCCGUCACGGUGGACUGUAAAUACCAGUCCUCGAGUCAGCGCCCUGUGGUUCUGUGGAAGUACAAGUCCUACUGCAGGGACCCAGUGCAGGCAGCGCUCAACCCCAACAGCGCCGAGAACAUCCUGGCCCAGAACAACCCCAACUACGACCCCAACAUCGAGUGCGCCGAUUCCCAACGCACGGUGCGCAAUGUGGCGUCCAAAGACGGCUCCACCGUAACCCUGGGCCCGGAGUAUCAGGGCCGCAAGAUCAGCAUCCUCAACGUGUAUGAAACCUGGGGCAGACGGCCUGACCUGUUGUCCUUGUGUUGUGUGUCAGUGCAUGCCGACCUGAACCUGGGGCAGACGGCCGUGUGUGUGUGCAGAGAGAGCCCCCCCCACAGAGAGCCCUCCCCGAGGUGUGUGCGUGCAGAGAGCCCCUCCCCCAGGUGUGUGCGUGCAGAGAGCCCCUCCCCCAGGUGUGUGCGUGCAGAGAGCCCCUCCCCCAGGUGUGUGUGUGCAGAGAGCCCUCCCCCAGGUGUGUGCGUGCAGAGAGCCCCUCCCCCAGGUGUGUGUGUGCAGAGAGCCCCUCCCCCAGGUGUGUGCGUGCAGAGAGCCCCUCCCCCAGGUGUGUGCGUGCAGAGAGCCCCUCCCCCAGGUGUGUGUGUGCAGAGAGCCCUCCCCCAGGUGUGUGCGUGCAGAGAGCCCCUCCCCCAGUGUGGUGUGUGUGCAGAGAGCCCUCCCCCAGGUGUGUGCGUGCAGAGAGCCCCUCCCCCAGGUGUGUGUGUGCAGAGAGCCCCCCUGCCCCAGGUGUGUGUGUGCAGAGAGCCCCCCUGCCCCAGGUGUGUUUGUAGACACAGGGGUGUGUGUGCGGAGAGCCCCCCCCCCUUCAAGAGAAAGUCAAAUACUACUGAUCUUCUGCCAGAAGUUGACUUACUGGUUAUGGAAGACUGGCUCCUCGUGGUCCUGGUGGUCCUGGGUUUCCUCCUGCUGCUGCUGCUCAUUGGGAUCUGUUGGUGCCAGUGCUGCCCUCACACCUGCUGCUGUUAUGUGAGCUGCCCCUGCUGCCCCGAGCGCUGCUGCUGCCCCCGCGCCUUGUAUGAAGCCGGCAAAGCGGUGAAGAAGGGCAUGGCGGGUCAGUACGCCGCCACCAUGUACGCUCCCAGUGUGUACGGGCAGCCCGCCUACAGCGGCAUGGGUCAGCCCGCCUACAGCGGCAUGGGGCAGCCCGCCAUGCCCAUGCUGCCUCUGCCCAACGGCACGGGGGCCGCGCCCCCAAACCACGGCUACGGACGCGACCACGACGGCGCCAGCUCAGUGGGACAGGGCUCCCAGGUGCCUCUGCUCCGGGACCAAGAUGGAGGAGAUCACAAGGGACUGUGGACUCCCCUCCCUGAGGAUCAGAGGGACUGUGGACCCCCCUCCCUGAGGAUCAGAGGGACUGUGGGACCCCCCUCCCUGAGGAUCAGAGGGACUGUGGACCCCCUCCCUGAGGAUCAGAGGGACUGUGGACCCCCCUCCCUGAGGAUCAGAGGGACUGUGGACUCCCCCUCCCUGUGGACUGUGGACCCCCCUCCCAUGAGGAUCAGAGGGACUGUGGACACCCCUCCCUGA
This is a messenger RNA of Knipowitschia caucasica, 1707 nucleotides long. The record is from the annotation of a GenBank genome assembly. Lineage: Eukaryota; Metazoa; Chordata; Actinopteri; Gobiiformes; Gobiidae.